This is a messenger RNA of Truncatella angustata, 1731 nucleotides long. Its product is annotated as fumarate reductase/succinate dehydrogenase flavoprotein-like protein. The record is from RefSeq and is a predicted model, not a curated record. NCBI's taxonomy places the organism in Eukaryota, Fungi, Ascomycota, Sordariomycetes, Amphisphaeriales, Sporocadaceae. The transcript is spliced from 2 exons. The coding region runs from base 1 to 1731 and encodes 576 amino acids. Gene Ontology annotation, molecular function: oxidoreductase activity, acting on the CH-CH group of donors.
AUGUCGUCUGAACGUACGGAAACGCAGCAGCGCGUGAUUAUUGUAGGCGGCGGACUAGCUGGUCUAGUCGCCGCUUUCGAACUGACGCAGCGCAAUGUGCCUGUUCUCAUUAUCGACCAGGAAAAUGAGAAGAACCUUGGUGGCCAGGCCUUCUGGUCGCUGGGUGGCAUCUUCAUGGUCAACUCUAGUCAUCAACGGCGAAUGGGCAUCAAGGAUUCCCGGGAGCUGGCAAUGCGCGACUGGUUCGCGUCCGCCCGCUUCGACCGUGAGAAAGAGGAUUACUGGCCGCGUAAAUGGGCUGAAGCGUUUGUGAACUUUGCGACAGAUGAGAUGGAAGACUACGUCAAGGCACGAGGGAUGGGAUUCCUGCUGAACGUUGGUUGGGCGGAGCGCGGUGAUGGACGUGCAGAUGGGCAUGGUAAUUCUGUGCCUCGAUUUCAUCUUACGUGGGGCACUGGACCUGAAGUCGUGCGAGUCUUUAGCGAGCCUGUGUUAGCGGCGGCAAAGACAGGACUCGUGGAAGUUCAAUACCGCCAUCGCGUUGAUGAAUUGGUCAUUGACCAUACUGGCCGGGCUGUUGGAGUGAGGGGCCGGGUCCUGGAGUCCGAUGACUCCGAAAGAGGUGCAAAAACCAACCGAACCGAAGUCGGCGAUUUUGAAUUCAAAGGAUCAGCAGUGUUGGUUUCUUCCGGUGGAAUCGGUGGUAAUAUCGAAGCUGUGAAAGCAGCAUGGCCGGUGGAACGCUUGGGCAACCCACCAAAGAAAUUCGUCAUCGGUGUACCAGCCCAUGUGGACGGUCGAAUGAUCGGAAUAACCGAGAAGGCUGGAGGUAAUGUCAUCAAUCGUGAUAGAAUGUGGCAUUACACCGAAGGUCUCACAAAUUGGAACCCGAUUUGGCCUCUUCACGGUAUUCGUGUACUCCCAGCGCCUUCGUCCCUUUGGCUUGACGCAACCGGCAAAAGGCUACCCCCCUUUCUGUUUCCGGGAUCUGAUACAUUAGCAACUCUCGAGUACAUUGGUAAGACUGGAUAUGAUCACACGUGGUUCAUUCUCGACCAGACAAUCAUCGCACGUGAAUUCGCAUUAUCGGGUUCAGAGCAGAAUCCGGAUCUCACAAACAAGAGCAUCUGGCAGUUCAUAACUGGGCGCAUGUUUAGUAGCAAGGGCACAACCCCUGUUCAGAAUUUCCAGAAACACGGCGAAGAUUUUGUAGUCCGAGACAACUUGAGAGAUCUGGUGGAGGGUAUGAAUGAACUGGUCAAGGCGUCAGGAGGGCCAGUCCUCGACUUUGAACAGAUUAAAGAGGUGGUUGAGACAAGAGAUGGGCAAAUGGACAACGCCUACUCGAAAGAUGCACAGGCAAUGCUAAUUCAUAAUGCACGAAACUAUUGGCCAGACCGGCGUGGUCGCGUCGCCCCUCCCCAUCGCAUCCUUGACCCAAAGCAUGGACCACUCAUCGCCGUACGCAUGAACAUCCUGACUCGCAAGACUCUCGGUGGUCUAGAAACAAACUUAAGCAGCAACGUGAUGCGAUCGACCGGAGAAAGAUUUCCAGGACUAUAUGCAGCAGGAGAAGCUGCUGGCUUCGGUGGCGGUGGUGUCCAUGGAUACAACUCGCUUGAGGGCACUUUCUUGGGUGGGUGUAUAUUCUCUGGGAGGGCAGCGGGCCGUGCCAUAGCUGAUGAAGUUUUGGGGGAAGUUGUCAAGAGUCGUGAGACGAGCAAGCUUUGA